Phlebotomus argentipes is the source of this 3400-nucleotide messenger RNA. Its product is annotated as homeobox protein unc-4-like. NCBI's taxonomy places the organism in Eukaryota, Metazoa, Arthropoda, Insecta, Diptera, Psychodidae. The record is from RefSeq and is a predicted model, not a curated record. The transcript is spliced from 4 exons. Gene Ontology annotation, molecular function: DNA-binding transcription factor activity, RNA polymerase II-specific; sequence-specific double-stranded DNA binding. Gene Ontology annotation, biological process: regulation of DNA-templated transcription. The coding region runs from base 1 to 1029 and encodes 342 amino acids.
AUGGUGUUGGAGCAUCAGAACUUGCUGCCGAGCCUGCAAGGGGGCGCAGGAGGGCUGCAGCCGUCGGCGCUGCAGUUGUACGCGGCCGCGGCGGCCCAGCUGGCGCCGCGUGCCAGGGUUCCGCCGUGGGCGCCGUUCCUGCAAUUCGGCGUGCCCAGCAUGUUCGGCGGCCCCUUCCUCAACCGGCCGCGCUUCGGACCCACCUCGGGCGGCGGCGGCUCGGGCAGCAGCGGACCAUCGGCCGCAGGCCUGGCCGCCACCCUGGGCAGCGGAGGCGGCGGCGGCGGCCUGGCCACCAUGAAUGGCAUCAACCAUCCCAGCGGCCUGACGCUGACGCGCACAAUGCCCGGGCCGCCCAGCGAGGAUUCCAAUGAAGACAAGGGCUCCGCCGUGGACGGUGACGAUGAGAGCAGUGCGUCCAAGAGGCGACGCUCGAGAACCAACUUCAACUCUUGGCAGCUGGAAGAGCUGGAGCGCGCCUUCUCGGCCAGUCACUAUCCCGACGUCUUCAUGCGCGAGGCCCUGGCGAUGAGGCUGGACCUCAAGGAGAGCCGCGUGGCUGUGUGGUUCCAGAACAGACGGGCCAAGUGGCGGAAAAAGGAGCACACGAAGAAGGGUCCUGGGAGGCCUGCGCACAACGCCCACCCGCAAUCCUGCUCCGGCGAGCCCAUCCCACCGAGUGAGCUGCGCGCCAAAGAGAGAGCGCGACGGCGAAAGAAGUUGGCCAAAGCGCUGGAGCGCCAGGCGCGGAAGCUGCGCUCCAAGGGCAUCACGGUGGACCUGGAGACCCUGAAGGCUGAGUACUUGUCACAGCACCGAGUGAACUCGGACUCGGAGAUCGAUGACGAUGACACACCGAUUGACGUUGUUGGCGGCGGCGAUUCCAGCGAUGAGCCCGAAGAUUGUUCCAUCACGCGACGCCCGAGUAGUGAGGAAUGCCUUGGCGACGAUGGUGACGAGUCCACGCCUAAGCUGACCAUCCGGCCCAAUCCCUUUAGUAUAGAGUCCCUACUCUACAACAACACAUGAGACCCGUAAGUCUGCGGACACCCAACAUUCCACCAGUCGUUUUCCACUUAACUAUCUCCCCUUUGACUGCAAGAGAUCGCAUAGACAAUUCCUCAUUUCGUGCGCUACAUAGUGAUGAACGUUUAUAUAUAUAUUUUAUAAUUAAUAUAUGACCAUAAAUUGAAUGAUAAUGAAAUAUAAUAGUACGGGGAAUGAUUGCCAUGAACGUCGAGAGGAAAUCAAAAUUGCACUGUAAUGCUUAAUGAUCGGUGUUUCGCUGACAGAAGAGGGGCGCGAUUAGGUGAUGUUCUCCAACGACGUGACAAUGUUGGCUCCGCCCACUUAGACGCUCCGCCCAGGCGCAUGACAAACACACUUAUCAUUGAGCAUUUUACAGCGUAUACCUCAAUUUAUUUUGAGAUAUUCCUCGUAAUUGUGUAAAGUCCUAAAAAUACGUAUGCAUUCUGAUAAUGUUCUAUUAUUUAUUCAUCCUAAAAUGAUAACAAGGUGUAUCAUAAUUAAGGUGACACUCAGUCGCAGAAUUCCGUGCCAUAGAACAUCUCUCAGAUGUACAGCUUGACUUUAGGAUGACGUACAAUUCUUGCCAUCGUCAGAAAGAAAAAGGUGAUCACAGUAGAAGCCCAGUGAACUGUUUGCUCAAUUCGCGGCAAAACCAUUUAUUAGUCAAAUAGUACCAUGAGAACUGAAGACAACGACUUGGUAAAUAGAAGAAGAAACGCAUAAUGAGAAAAUAUAUGAAUACCGAACGAAUGAUUCUUCCAAUCACAUCAACGCUGAAAUUGUAUGUGUUAUUAAAUAAUGCAUAAUAGACUAUUUUAGUGAAAAUAUCAAUUAUCACUAUCAUACAGCAUGACUAGUAAGGCAUCAUGUUAGUGAGAUAAAAUGGAAUAUUCUUAGAGGGUUAAUGUAUAAAUUAACUGUAUAGCAAUACAUAGGGUUUUAAGAAGAGAUGAUUUUGAAUUUUAUUUUCAAUUUCAAACGCAAUAUAUUUCCAGUGACUUGCACUGCAUUUAUUUAAGAACUCUUAUCCGCCGGCAUUCUUUUUCAGGAGAGUGCAAAGAAAAAAAACAGUUUCGUCAUGUUUAUUUGGACAUACAGAAGGUGAAAAAUUGUAUUUUUGGCGAUAUGAAUAAGGCGGAAAUGUGCAAUAUUAGAGACAUUCUUCGUGAAAAUUGUGCGCUGCUGAUAAAUUCAAUUUCCUAAUUUAUAUAUAUUGUAUUUUUAUUUGUUUUUUGGAAAAAGACAUUCUACAAAUUGUUACUUUGUACUUGCAACAGAACGAAAUUAUGCAACCAGUGUGUGUAUAAAAGGGAUAAAAACAUAGAAUUAGAAGAACACAUGUAGGUGGUAAAAGUAUUAAGACCGCAUUGGCAAAGUAGAUAAAUUUGAAAAGACAUUUAUAUGUAAAUAGCGAAUGGAAAAAGUAUAUCAAAGAGUGAACUGUACAUAGAAUAUUUUUUCCAAAAUUACCGAGAAAAAAGAGGCAGUUUGUGUCUGAAAUACGGAAGAGAGAGAGAAAAUUGAGAGAAAAAUGUGACUGCGGUCUAUGAAAAAGCUUCGCGGCUCUGCAAAUUACUUUCCUGGUUCUAUAUUUUUGCUCAAUCACCGAAGCACGAUAUUGAAUCCUUUUUUUCUGUUUUAACAUGUGCAGUGCCACCCAGUGUAAUUGCAGUGGGAAUAAAAUAUUGUUCUAUUUCCAAUAUUUAUUAUCCUCUCUUGAUGAGAAAAAACUCUAGAGGAAAAUGAGAGUUUCUCUCAAUUUUUCCAAUUUCGGACAAAUUUAUUCAUUACAGAUCAGCGGAAUAAUGCCAUUUUUUGUCAACAAUUCAAACGGAACUUCAAAUUCAUCAUUUUUGGUUAGAAUCAUGGGUAAAAUUACAUAUUUUCAUUCAAUAUCUGUGCCUAUUUCACUGAUCUGAACCAUGUUAUUGGAAUUCCUAUUCAUUUCCAUUCCUAACAACGUAAUAACAUGAUAAAAUGCCUGUCCAGAGGCGAAGAAAACCACCAAUUGAUUUCAUCCUAAUAAAUUUAGAGCCUUGAAUAAAUUUUUUGACUUCAUUAAUAAAUAAUUUACAUUCUCCACAUAUAUUUUCGAUAUAGAUGAAAAGGGAAGAGAAUGAAAAAAGCCUACACGAAGAGGUCAGAUGAAGAAAAAUGUGAAAAAUGUCAUAUCAUAAAGUCAAUAAGAUAAUUUUGUGAGGAAGAACAGAGGAUAAGAGAGUUGUAAGAAGCUGAGACACACCACAGAAGACGAUAUAAGCAGAUAAAUAUGAUGAAGAUUGUGUUAAGAACAUCAUUUGUGACACAAUGGAAGGAACACAUAUUUAUAUGUAAAUUGCCAAAAAAAAGGAACAGAAUGAGAGGUGAAAAA